Messenger RNA from Poecile atricapillus (Black-capped chickadee), 1850 nucleotides. It is a transcript of the gene ISL2, whose product is annotated as ISL LIM homeobox 2. Bases 82 to 1161 code for a protein of 359 amino acids. Gene Ontology annotation, cellular component: nucleus. The transcript is spliced from 6 exons. Lineage: Eukaryota; Metazoa; Chordata; Aves; Passeriformes; Paridae. The record is from RefSeq and is a predicted model, not a curated record. Gene Ontology annotation, biological process: axonogenesis; neuron fate specification; positive regulation of transcription by RNA polymerase II. Gene Ontology annotation, molecular function: DNA-binding transcription factor activity, RNA polymerase II-specific; cis-regulatory region sequence-specific DNA binding.
CCCCGCCCCGCGCCGCGCGGGUAGUGGUGGAGCGGCGGCUCCGCAUCCCGCAUCGCUGCCGGUGCGCAGGGGGCCGUCCGCAUGGUGGACAUCCUCCUCCCGCGGCCGCUCCAGGGCGCCAUGGGGGAGCCCUCCAAGAGGCGGCCGGGGCUGGCCCUGUGCGCGGGCUGCGGGGGCCGCAUCCAGGACCCGUUCCUGCUGCGGGUGUCGCCGGACCUGGAGUGGCACGUCGCCUGCCUCAAGUGCGCCGAGUGCGGGCAGCCCCUGGACGAGACCUGCACAUGCUUCCUGCGCGACGGCAAGGCCUACUGCAAACGGGAUUACAGCAGGCUCUUCGGCAUCAAGUGCGCCCAGUGCCGGGCGGCGUUCAGUAGCAGCGACCUGGUGAUGCGCGCUCGCGACCACGUCUACCACCUGGAGUGCUUCCGCUGCGCCGCCUGCGGCCGCCAGCUCCUGCCCGGAGACCAGUUCUGCCUGCGGGAGCGCGACCUGCUCUGCCGCGCCGACCACGGGCCGCCCCCCGACGGCACCGCCGCCCGCGGACCGCGCAGCCCCGCGCUAACGCCGGCCGCCGCCGCGCACCUCGCAGAACCGGUGCCCGGGCGGCCGCCCGCCCCGCGGCCGCCGGCGCACAAGGCGGCGGAGAAGACCACCCGCGUGCGGACGGUGCUGAACGAGAAGCAACUGCACACGCUGCGGACCUGCUACGCCGCCAACCCGCGCCCCGACGCCCUGAUGAAGGAGCAGCUUGUGGAAAUGACGGGGCUCAGUCCCCGCGUCAUCCGCGUCUGGUUCCAGAACAAGCGCUGCAAGGACAAGAAAAAGUCUAUCCUCAUGAAGCAGCUCCAGCAGCAGCAGCACAGCGACAAGACGAGCCUGCAGGGUCUCACCGGCACGCCGCUGGUGGCCGGCAGCCCCAUCCGCCACGAGAGCGCCGUGCAGGGCAGCGCCGUGGAGGUCCAGACCUACCAGCCGCCCUGGAAGGCGCUCAGCGAGUUCGCCCUGCAGAGCGACCUGGAGCAGCCCGCCGCCUUCCAGCAGCUGGUCUCCUUCUCCGAGUCCGGAUCCCUGGGCACCUCCUCCGGCAGCGACGUGACCUCGCUGUCCUCCCAGCUCCCCGACACCCCCAACAGCAUGGUACCCAGCCCGGCCGAGACGUGAAGCGGCCCGUCCGCUCUGCCGCGGGACCUCCGCAUGCCUGCGCUUCCUGCAUGAGACACCCGGCCCCGGGCCGCUCCCAGAGCUCCGGACAAACGCCUUUGUUUUUUAAUUAUUCUUAUUUAAAAACAAACAAAAAAUAUGUUACUGACGGCCAAAAAAGCACCGGGAUCCUCGCUGCCUUCACCAGACCGGAGAGAGAGCCCCCGCCCUGGUUAUUUCGUGGUUUUGUUUUUUUUUCCCCUGCGGAUUUCGAUGUUUCUUUUCCCCAAAGAAACGCGGAUUUCCCCGCCGGAGCCCAGCACGGUGACAGGCUGCCUCGCCCACCGCUUGCACUGGGGACGGUUUUUCUUCCCUUUUUGAAAGGGAAAAAUAAAUAAUAAUAAUAAUAAAAAAGAAAAUCUACAAAACUGGGAGAGACUCCUCCGGCGUGCAGCCGUGGUGCCGUUCAGCCUCAUCUCACACCGAUGCCUCUCCCGGGCCGUGGUGCCCGGCCCCGCACGAUCGCUGGAAAAACGGGAUACGAAAACGAGACUUUUUAACGGGAAAACCAGUGCUAAUAAUGUUAAGUUAUCAGUGGACGAAGGACGGAUUGUUUGCGCCUUUAACGAUCAAAAGUAAGUUAUUGUUAUUUAUUGUCAGAGUCAGCGGUUGAAUAGUGGGAUUAAAUAUUUUGGACUUAAUAAAAAAAA